Messenger RNA from Aedes albopictus (Asian tiger mosquito), 4892 nucleotides. It is a transcript of the gene Kdm5, whose product is annotated as lysine-specific demethylase 5. Gene Ontology annotation, molecular function: histone H3K4me/H3K4me2/H3K4me3 demethylase activity; DNA binding. Gene Ontology annotation, cellular component: nucleus; chromatin. The record is from RefSeq and is a predicted model, not a curated record. The transcript is spliced from 4 exons. The coding region runs from base 531 to 4592 and encodes 1353 amino acids. Gene Ontology annotation, biological process: regulation of DNA-templated transcription; chromatin remodeling. Lineage: Eukaryota; Metazoa; Arthropoda; Insecta; Diptera; Culicidae.
GUCUUUUAAGGUGAAUAAAAAACAAAGUUUUGAAAUACGUACGUGACUGAUUUACUGUUCGAGUAGCCCAUUCGGUGGACCUUUCAGUCGCCGUCGUCGUCGUACAGCCAUCAGCAACCAGGCAGAGCAAGGCAGGCUUUGAAGACGGAACGAAGUGUUUUCUGUGCUGUCGUGAGUGAGAAAAGUACCAACAAAAAUUUCAUUGCUUGCUGUGUUUUACAAAAGAAAGAAAACUGCGGUCUAGGCAAAGUGUAAAAUACUUCAAAUUGUUGAAAAAUUGAAAACCAGUGUCCGAUCUACGUGUGAGAAGCAAAAUUUGUGGCCAUUGUGUGCGUUGUGUGUGUUUUAGACGGCGAUUUCUGAAAGUUAUUGAGGUAUCUCCUCUAGGAAAAGCAUGAGAUAUAAUGCGAAUGAUUUGAAGCUCGAAGAAUCGCAAAAAUAUAUGCUAACUUACAAUAUCGGUGAUUAGUGGUGAUAUUUUGAGUAUAGAUUAUCCAAGUGAGCCAUAAUCGUGUAAGCAGAAAAAAAUCAUGAAAAGUAAGAACAAGCUGACGAAUUCUCCGGGAUCGGGAGGAGAAAAUACUGGUGCCGCCAGCUAUCUCCCGUGCACCAAUAUCAAAUCGGUCACCAAUGGGGCAGCCGCUACAAAUCCAUUGCUAGGACCUGGAACAGGUAGCGGUGGAGAAUCCGUACAGCAGCCUCACAAACCGCACAUUUCCCUGGACAAAUACGACGAGUUCCAGUUCAAAGUGCCUCCGGAAGCACCAGUGUUCGAGCCCUCCGAGGAAGAUUUCAAAAAUCCUCUUAUCUACAUCAACAAAAUACGGCCGAUAGCGGAGAAAUAUGGAAUCUGCAAAAUACGACCACCCGCUAGUUGGCAGCCACCGUUCACCGUUGAUGUCGAGAAAUUGACGUUUGUGCCUCGCGUGCAGCGUUUGAACGAGUUAGAGGCGGAAACUCGAAUAAAAUUGAACUUUCUCGACCAGAUUGCAAAGUUCUGGGAACUACAAGGUUCUUCUUUAAAGAUCCCAAUGGUCGAAAGAAAACCUCUCGAUCUGUACACACUCCACAAGGUGGUAAAUGAAGAGGGAGGCAUCGAAGUGGUAACUAAGGAGCGCAAAUGGUCAAGAGUAGCCUGUCGAAUGGGAUAUCAACAGGGCAAGAACGUUGGAACUAACUUGAAGGCUCACUACGAAAGAAUUCUCUACCCCUUCGACAUCUACCGCUCGGGCAAGAUCAUAGAUUUAGCAAAUUUGGAAACAGAGCAGGAGGACUGUGAAUACAAGCCACACUCGAUUGAAGCUCGACAACAGAUUCAACCUCCACCGGCAACAACAGCCAGACGAUCUCAACGCUUUGCUCAGAUGAACAAAUCGGCCAGUAUUGGAGCGGAAAAUGAUUUGUCCCGUUUUUCACCGGGAAAGUAUCGUAUGAAAUCCAUGCUAAACACUAGUACAAAUGGAUCGUCUAAGAACAAACCAGAUGUUCCCUACACACCGAAUCCACAUGACCCGAUGGCAAAGUAUAUUUGUCACAUGUGUAACAGGGGCGACGUUGAGGAAUCCAUGCUACUUUGUGAUGGAUGUGAUGCCUCAUAUCAUACGUUCUGUUUGCUACCACCCCUACAGGAAAUUCCUAAGGGUGAUUGGCGUUGCCCUAAGUGUAUCGUCGAAGAAAACUCUAAACCCGUUGAGGCAUUUGGUUUCGAGCAGGCACAGCGCGAGUACACUCUGCAGCAAUUCGGCGAAAUGGCAGACCAGUUCAAGUCCAACUAUUUCAAUAUGCCGGUUCAUCUGGUGCCAACCGAGCUUGUGGAGAAGGAAUUCUGGCGUAUUGUCUCUUCGAUCGAUGAAGAUGUCACCGUUGAGUAUGGAGCCGAUUUACACACCAUGGAUCAUGGUAGCGGAUUUCCUACAAAGUCGUCAUUGUAUUUGCUUCCGGAAGAUCAAGAGUAUGCCGAAUCAAGCUGGAAUUUGAACAACCUCCCAGUUUUGGACGAAUCAAUUUUGGGGCACAUCAAUGCCGACAUCAGUGGAAUGAAGGUACCGUGGAUGUACGUCGGAAUGUGUUUUGCGACGUUUUGCUGGCACAACGAAGAUCAUUGGAGCUAUUCCAUCAACUAUUUGCACUGGGGUGAACCCAAGACAUGGUACGGCGUCCCAGGGACUCGUGCCGAAGAAUUCGAAGUAGCAAUGAAAUCUGCUGCACCGGAACUAUUCCAAUCUCAACCCGAUCUCCUACAUCAACUUGUAACAAUUAUGAACCCGAAUAUACUGAUGAACGCAAACGUUCCGGUCUACAGAACAGAUCAACAUGCCGGGGAGUUUAUAGUGACGUUUCCCCGGGCCUAUCAUGCCGGAUUCAACCAAGGCUAUAAUUUUGCGGAAGCUGUCAACUUUGCCCCUGCUGAUUGGAUGAAAAUGGGCCGGGAAUGCGUCAAUCAUUAUUCGAAAUUGCGUCGAUAUUGCGUAUUCUCCCACGACGAGCUAGUCUGCAAAAUGGCACUGGAACCAGAUCGGCUGAACUUGGGAAUAGCUACCGCUUGCUACAUCGACAUGGCCGAGAUGGUUGACACCGAAAAGAAGCUGAGAAAGAAUUUACUGGAAUGGGGUGUUACAAAUGCGGAACGCGAAGCUUUCGAAUUAUUGUCGGAUGAUGCAAGACAAUGUGAAAUUUGCAAAACUACUUGCUUCCUGUCAGCUGUUACAUGCAAGUGCACCACUAAUUUGGCUUGCCUUCGUCACUUUGCUGAGCUAUGCGAAUGCCCACCGGAGAACCACACCUUAAAAUACCGUUACACGCUGGAUGAACUCCCGCUUAUGGUACAAAAGCUCAAGGUCAAAGCUGAGUCGUUCGAAAAAUGGCUGUUCAAAGUGCGAGAUGUACUCGACCCGGCAGUCAGCACCAACAUCACUCUGGAUGAACUACAAGAGAUUGCCCAAGAAGCCGAGACACAAAAGUUUCCCAACAGCGUUAUUCUGGAACGUUUGAACUUUUCCAUUCUGGAAGCUCAAAAAUGUAUUACCGUCAUUCAACAACUGGAUAUUAACAAAAUACGUACUAGAACCCGUAAUUCGGUAGAGUGCGCCAAAUAUAAGCUAACGUUGGAGGAACUGGACAUGUUUGUCAACGAAAUCAAUAACUUGCGCUGUAUUAUCCGUGAAGGAGAUAGCGUGAGAGAGCUACAGAAAAUUGGCAAGGAGUGGGUCAAACAAGUGGAAAGUGCUCUAAAGACCCGAUUUAAGGAUACUAACAUUCAGCAGCUGACACAUCUCAUCGAAGAGGGAAAUUCACUUUGCAUCGAACUGCCGCAAAUAGUGCAGCUCAAGGAUCGUCUAGCGCAGUACAAAUGGUACAAGCAGGUUCGUUUAUUGAGGGAAAAUACCAUCGAUCGUCUCUCGUUGGACGAAAUCAAAAGGCUUUUGGACGAAGGAAUGAAGAUUCUUCCUCAUACGGUUUUGGAGAAAGAAUUGGCGGAGUUACACGGUAUUAUGCUACAGAUUGUUGAUUGGGAACAGUCUGCAAGUCAAUGUUUCAAAACAGAAACGCAGCAUAAGAUCAGUGAAAUUGAAAAUCUCCUCGAUCGCGCCCAUGUGAUUGAAGACUUCUUGCCAUCGCAUAAUCAGUUACGGGAUGCUCUGCAAAAGUCAAAAGAAUGGCUCCAUGCAAUCGAAUCCUUGGAACGCAAUGAAAACUACAACUUUUUCCAUACUCUGCAAAAUAUUGCCAACCGGGCAAAGUUGUUGCCCAUGGAAGAAGAACGACAGCAGCUGUUCGAAAGCAUGGGGGCAGAUUCCGAGGGCAAGCUAUCGCUUUCAUCGUUCGGGUGUAUCGAUACAGCACUUAGCAGUGGCCUAAAAAGAAAGAAACUGGCCAAUGCGGAUGAAGUUAUCAAGAAAAUAAAGGAAGAUCCCUGCAUCACAGAAGUCGACGAGAAAAUUUUGAAGGCACAAAUACUUUGCUGGAACGACAAAGGCAAAGUUAGUGCACUAAGUAUGUCUGGAUGGUAUACGAGUAUGGAGGAAAAGUUUGGAGAAAGCAAAAUUGCUUAUCACUGUGGAAAAUGUUCCGAAAUUGCUAGAAAGAAACGAAUCAAACAGUAUCAAGAGGAGAAACGAGAAUUUCUGGGAGAGCAGUUCAAACCCGAUCUGGACAUCAAAGUGGAAACGAAGGAGACAGAGGAGGAUGAACAAGAAGUACAGGAGAGCUUUGAUGACUUCGAAGAAGUUGACAAUGAAUAUGAAGAUCAAAUAAGCGAUCCAGAUAACGAAACUGAUCAAGACAGUGAUAACAGUCAUGAUGACGAUGAAGAAGCAGCUGGUGAUGCAUUCAUCGGAGACAGCGAAGACAGUAACCUUGGUAAUGAGCACGCAAGUAGAUGUACAUCGGACGACGGCGUCAAGAAUUCCGGCAGCACGAGACUUCCCGGCAGCUCCUCAUACGGUGAAGAAGCUGUUCAUUCCAACGUUACUAGUCAACAAGCGAAAGGUCAAAAGCAGAAACUGACUGGUGGAAAUGUUGAUAAAGGCGAUCCUUCCACGACAGCUACUACGUCAACACCUGUUUUGGAUCCACGUGGAGUAAUUUUUUAGAUGGUUCCAACUUUUCGUGUAGUAAAUAGUACCUUUACCUUAAUGACAUCUUGUGUUUGCGAGCUCUUGCUUUUUUCACACGUAAGAUAUGUUUAGUCACGUAUCUGCGAAAUUCCCCUAUUAUUUUGAAUAUUUGCAAUACGUUUAAUGAUUCAUCCCUCUAUCGUUUCCAGAUACCUUCGUCGCUUCUGAACUAUUAUAGAAUUAAGUGUCUAUAUGAUUACCGCUAAGUUUCAAAAUGUCAAAUACAGAAGAUAAAUAUAAUACUGAAGUAAAGUCUCGUAUUUUCACAAAUAUAAA